CAGCCCCUCUCUGUCCUAUUCAUAACCCCCGGGGUGCCAAGUGAGAUUGCCUCCACAUACCAAAGUGUGACGUUACUCUUGGAGACAUAAGAAAAUAAAGGUCAUCGAAGAAGACAGAAUGAUGUCUUUAAUCCUUGUGGCUCUGCUCUGCUGCUGCUGGACAACACAAGCAGAGAUCUUCACUUCCAUAAGCCAGAUGACGGACCUGAUCUACACAGAAAAAGAGUUGGUCCAGUCUCUGAGGGAAUACAUAAAAGCAGAGGAGUCCAAGCUUGCUACUGUCAAAAGCUGGGCCAACAAACUCGAUGCUCUGACCAGAGUGUCCACCUCUGACCCAGAGGGCUACCUGGCCCACCCAGUAAACGCCUACAAACUGAUGAAGAGACUCAACACAGAGUGGUCUGAACUGGAGACACUGGUGCUCCAGAAUCCCUCUGACGGGUUCAUUUCCAACAUGUCCAUACACAGGCAGUUCUUCCCAGAUGAAGAGGAUGAGACCGGAGCAGCCAGGGCGUUGAUGCGUCUUCAGGACACGUACCAACUGGAUUCUGAGGCCUUCUCCAAAGGAAAGCUGCCAGGUAUUCACUCCAAUGCCAUACUGACAGUGGACGACUGCUUCGACAUGGGAAAGACGGCCUAUAAUGAUGCGGACUAUUACCAUGCUGUGCUGUGGCUGCAGCAGGCCCUGAAGCAGCUGGAUGGUGGCGAGGAAACUGAGGUUUCCAAGGCAGACAUUUUGGACUACCUCAGCUACUCAGUUUACCAAAUGGGAGACCUACCUCGUGCCAUUGAGCUGACACGCCGUCUAGUGGCUAUUGACCCCAGCCACCAGAGGGCAGGAGGAAACCUGCGUUAUUUUGAGCGGCUGCUGUCCAAGCAGCUCAAUGAGCUGAAGCAGGAGUACGAGCCUGCCUCUGAAGAGCCCAUCCAGCUGGGAACCUACCGCAGACCUAAAGACCAUCUCCCAGAGAGGGAAGCCUAUGAGGCUCUCUGCAGAGGAGAGGGAAUCCAAAUGCACGAGGCAAGGCGCAGCCGUUUGUCCUGUCGCUACCAGGAUGGUAACAGGAACCCUCGUCUCCUGCUGAGGCCCAUCAAAGAGGAGGAUGAAUGGGACAGCCCCCACAUCGUACGCUACCUGGACGUGCUGUCACACAUGGAGAUUGAGAAGAUUAAGGAGCUGGCAAAACCCAGGCUCGCCAGAGCCACUGUGCGUGACCCCAAAACAGGUGUCCUGACCACAGCCAACUACAGAGUAUCAAAAAGUGCAUGGUUGGAAGGAGAGGACGACCCUGUGAUUGACAGAGUCAAUCAGAGAAUACAAGACAUCACAGGCCUUACAGUGGACACUGCAGAGUUACUACAGGUCGCUAACUAUGGAGUUGGAGGACAGUACGAGCCACAUUAUGACUUCUCAAGGCGUCCUUUUGACAGCAACUUGAAGAGCGACGGAAAUAGACUUGCCACCUUCCUAAACUACAAAGAUGAACCUGAUGCUUUCAAAAGAUUAGGCACUGGAAAUCGCUUGGCGACUUUUUUGAACUACAUGAGUGAUGUCGAGGCAGGAGGUGCCACAGUCUUCCCUGACUUUGGAGCAGCGAUUUGGCCAAGAAAGGGGACGGCAGUUUUCUGGUACAAUCUCUUCAAGAGUGGGGAGGGAGACUAUAGGACCAGGCACGCAGCCUGUCCUGUCUUAGUAGGAAGUAAAUGGGUGUCAAACAAGUGGAUUCACGAGCGAGGACAAGAGUUCAGAAGACCCUGUGGCCUGACAGAGGUGGACUGAAGUUUGACUCACUCCUAAGGAAUGUGCAAGAACACUCGCAUACAUACAUACACAUACAGCCACAACAGUGCCUUAACUAUGGCAACAAUGCAACUCAGAGACACACACUUAAACACUUAUCACUUACCCAACUUAUCAACAUGAUAAAGGAAAAAAAAUCAGGAGGAAACUGUGACACUGUUAUGUAUUUUAUGGCUGGAUAAUUUUUUAAGUGUUUUUUUAUUAUUUUUUUUUACCAGAAGAUACAGAGCUCAGUUCUCUGUCAUGCAUUCCCACACCACCCCCACUCAAUUAAAUAUGUGAAUUAAGAUGAGAAAUUAUUAAAAAUGUAAAUAGAAUUUACCAAUGAACUUUUAAAAAGUGAAACUAUGUCAGUGUAAUCUUGGUUUGCCAGUAUAUCCCCAUUUAAUAGUCACUAAAAUCAGAUUUUAAAUUAAGUUACUGGUUGAUCCAAAUGUCUGAGUCCUCUGCCAAAUCUUUUCCCCCCCCUCUGAUACCAAAAACUAAUACCUGUGUGUUCGUGCUGUCAGUGCCCCAGACUGCUCCACUAAGCUUUUUCUCUUCACACUUUAAAGAGACUUAACUUUUUCAAAGUAAAAGCUUUAGUGGUGUUACAGAUAAGACCUUAUUGAUUUAGCUAAUAUCUGUUACAUACAGGAGAUGUGACGAAAACUUUACCAUACCAAAUGACGUGCAUGAGCAGAUUAAUCUGAUUUAUUUCAAGGUUGUAUGCACAUUUCUUAAAGAGAAAGAAAGAAAAGUUGUAUUCAUUUUUGAUAAAUAUUGUCAUUCAAUAUUUUUUUUUUUAUUUUAAAUAAUAGUAGGGUGGUACAUUACAAAAACCCACAAUUAAGACAAGCGUAAUAGCAGCCACAAAGUAAGAAUAAACACAAACACAUGAAAAUAAAAACCAGUGGACAACCAGCAGAAUUUGGGAAGUGUUGUCUUUUAUAUACUUAUUUUGUUAUAUUUGAUACCUCCAUACUUGUGACUCUUGACUCAUUGAUAUUGGGGCCCAGUCUCUUAAAAACCUCCAGGUUUCCUCUCAGCACAUGUGACAGUCUCUACAAUUGUAAAAUGGACAUAAGUUUUACAUACCACAUUGUAACGUGAGGGGGCUCUUCAUCCAACCAUUUUGUAAAAUUGUAAUGGAUGCAGCAUACAAAGCUAUUCUAAGGAUAUAUCUGUACCUACGUUUAUAGCUGUAAUCUAAUCCCAGUGCAAAAUGAUGAUGGAUUUAGAGGCAUAUCAAUCCAAAAUAUUUUAUUAAUCUCUCUCGACUAACAGCCAGAAACUGACAAUUUUAAGGCACGACCACGACAUGAUCAUCAGUGCCACAGCUAUUUCUACAUUUCCAACAUGGAUCAUAUUUACAUUGGACAGCUUUUGAUUUAAAAAAAAAAA
Molecule: messenger RNA, 3184 nt
Organism: Epinephelus lanceolatus (giant grouper)
Lineage: Eukaryota; Metazoa; Chordata; Actinopteri; Perciformes; Serranidae
Gene: p4ha2
Product: procollagen-proline, 2-oxoglutarate 4-dioxygenase (proline 4-hydroxylase), alpha polypeptide 2
Biological process (GO): peptidyl-proline hydroxylation to 4-hydroxy-L-proline
Cellular component (GO): endoplasmic reticulum
Molecular function (GO): iron ion binding; procollagen-proline 4-dioxygenase activity; L-ascorbic acid binding
Source: RefSeq, a predicted model, not a curated record